AUGGUAAAGACACGAAAUUUUGUGGACGGAGAUAGUAGCUUAGCAACAAAAGCUGUUUGGGAUGAUGAGCUGACGUUGAUAUUUUGUGAACUUUGCGUGAAUGAAGUCAAUGCUGCCACUGGAGAGAAUGCAUGGGCACCUUCGUCUGGUGUUCUUCCAAGUCGGGUUCCUAUGGGAGAUGAUGCACCUAAUGAGGGAUUUGGUGAUUCAGAUGAACAUAGUAACAAGAAUGAAGGUAUUCCUCCUGAUGAGGUACCAUCAAACCCUUUUCAUGAAAUCCCUGAUCGAAGAAAGCAAACACUUGGGGUUGCACACUCCUUUUAUAAUGGUGUUUUUGAUGUUAAAUAUAUCCCAAGAGCUUAUACGAGUUCCGUUUCAGGAGCAUCAAGUGGUAUUCGUGUAGAGACAGCACGAGUUCUUGCAUUGCGUGGUGGUCAUGUGGUUAUGGCAGUAAGGAACUUGGAUGCUGGUAGGAAUGUCAAAGAAGCUAUACAUAAAGAAAUAAAUGGUGCUAAGAUUGAUGUGAUGCAAUUAGAUCUUAGCUCCAUGGCGUCUGUAAGGAAAUUUGCAUCAGAAUUUCAGUCCUCGACUCUUCCCUUAAAUAUCCUAAUGUAA
This is a messenger RNA of Gossypium raimondii (Peruvian cotton), 615 nucleotides long. RefSeq names its product protochlorophyllide reductase, chloroplastic-like. Lineage: Eukaryota; Viridiplantae; Streptophyta; Magnoliopsida; Malvales; Malvaceae. The transcript is spliced from 3 exons. Bases 1 to 615 code for a protein of 204 amino acids. The record is from RefSeq and is a predicted model, not a curated record.